Pundamilia nyererei is the source of this 4473-nucleotide messenger RNA. RefSeq names its product arylsulfatase I-like. The coding region runs from base 341 to 2629 and encodes 762 amino acids. The record is from RefSeq and is a predicted model, not a curated record. The transcript is spliced from 11 exons. Gene Ontology annotation, molecular function: sulfuric ester hydrolase activity. Lineage: Eukaryota; Metazoa; Chordata; Actinopteri; Cichliformes; Cichlidae.
UUUAUUUUGGCGAGUCAGGCCGGAGGUGGGAGCGUGUUUGUGUGCGGCUGUCCUUCGCUCGUAUUUCAUCUGCGGGGAGAGAAGGCACUCUUCAGACUGGAGGAAGGAGGCUCUGGUGGAAACUCAAAGGACAUGCUGCGUCUUUUGCAAACUUUUCUGCAAACCAGGCGUUCUCCGAGCUGAAGAAGAAGAAGAAGCCGAAGGGUGAGGAAUGAACUGAAGAAGAAGGAGAGAGAAGAGGAGGGGGAAGAAGAGCCGUUCACUCCCAUUGAUCCUUGUAUCGAGGUAUUGAUUCAGGCCUGGCUUUGAAAUAACACCGCAGAGAGCUCCUGCUGUAAGGAUGCAGGCUGCCCCUGCUGCUGCAGCUGCGGCUCUGACUGCGCUGAGUGUUUUGCUCACCCUCGACUGCCUGUCGGCUCAUCGGCCCCCGAACAACCAGAUGCAGCAGCAGACUGACGAGACGGCGCAGAAGAAGAAGAACCAGCCGCACAUCGUAUUCAUCCUCACCGACGAUCAGGGUUUCAAUGAUAUCGGUUACCACAACCCGACCAUCAAGACUCCCACUCUGGACAAACUGGCAGCAGAGGGCGUGAAAUUGGAAAACUACUACGUUCAGCCGAUCUGCACGCCGUCGCGCAGUCAGCUCAUCACCGGCAGAUAUCAGAUCCACACGGGAUUACAGCACUCCAUUAUCAGACCCAGACAGCCCAGCUGUCUGCCCUCGCACAUGGACACUCUGCCUGAGAGGCUUCGCGAGGCCGGCUACGCCACACAUAUGGUUGGCAAGUGGCACCUGGGUUUCUACAGGAAAGCGUGUCUGCCCACCAGAAAAGGUUUUGACACUUUCUUUGGUUCGUUAACCGGAAGUGUGGACUACUACAGUUAUGAAUCGUGUGACGGCAAGGACUUGUGUGGCUACGAUCUCCAUGACGAUGAGGGCGUAGCGUGGGGCCACGAGGGGAAAUACUCGACCACGCUCUUCACACAGAGAGCUCGCAAGAUCCUGGAGAGUCACGACCCUGCAGAGAGGCCGCUCUUCCUGCUGCUGUCCUUCCAGGCGGUCCACACUCCUCUAAAUCCUCCAGAGUCCUACAUCUACCCCUUCCGGGACAUGGUCAACGUCCCCAGGAGAAACUUCGCCGGCAUGGUUUCCACGGUGGACGAAGCGGUCCGAAACGUGACCUACGCCCUCAGAAAGUACGGAUACUACCGAAACAGCGUCAUCAUCUACUCCACCGACAACGGCGCUCAGCCUUUCACAGGCGGGAACAACUGGCCGCUGCGGGGUCGUAAGGGUACAUAUUGGGAGGGUGGAGUCCGCGGCGUGGGGUUCGUGCACAGCCCUCUGCUCAGGCGCAGGAGACGAGUCUCCAAAGCUCUCAUGCACAUCACAGACUGGUUCCCUACACUGGUGAGCCUGGCCGGAGGAAACAUCAGCCAGAGCCAGGGCCUGGAUGGUUUUGAUGUUUGGCCCGCCAUCAGUGAGGGGAGGGAGUCGCCCCGUAAGGAGAUCCUUCACAACAUCGACCCUCUGCACAAAUCUCCAAUUGAAAAGAAGAACCAGGACGAGGAAAACUGGGUGAAAACUUUAAAAACCAAAGUUUUAAAGAAGGUGAAGAAGAAGAAGAAGGUUGUGAAGAAGCCACCAAAACAAAAGUUAGCCUUCAAAACAAAGACCACCAAGAAACCUCAAACAUUUUCCCAUCAUGCCUCUAAGCCUAAAUCUAAGCCCCUCUUCAAAAAGAAGCUCAAGCCUCGCCUAAAAUCAAAACCCCCACCUAAAGCUAAGAAGACCAAAGCCCACACUUGGGACCGGCCUCUGCCCAAUCACAGACCGCAUCCAAAGAUCGGUGGCACUUCGUCAGGGUCUGGAACAUCCCGUCCUAAAUCUCCGCCUCCGAUCCAAACCCGUUUGAAAACAAAAUUCAGGAGGACCACGUCCCAGAACCAGAACUUGUCACAAUCAAGCCGGCCAAAAUCCAAGACGCUCAAACUACAUUCAAAAUCAAAGUCCAAGCGGACAUUUUUCCCAUACCAGAACAGAUCCCAACCUGGAAUACCACUGACCAAAUCCCAUCCAACCCUCCAGUUCGGGCUGGAGUCACUACAGCCGGUGUGGGACACUUCAGUCCAGGCUGCCAUCAGAGUUGGAGAUUGGAAGCUACUGACAGGUGAUCCAGGCCACGGAGAUUGGGUCCCCCCACAGAUGCUUCCCACCUCUCUACCCGGUCGCUGGUGGAACCUUGAACGCUCGAUACUUUACCAGAAAUCCUCCGUCCACAAAAACAUCUGGCUGUUCAACAUCACAGGCGACCCGUACGAGCGGCACGACCUGGCAGACCAGAGGCCAGAUGUAGUCCAGCAGCUGCUGGCCCGGCUCGCCUACUACAACCAAACAGCCGUACCGGUUUACUUUCCACCCGACGACCCCCGAGCCAACCCGAGCCAGCACAGGGGAGCGUGGGUGCCAUGGGUGGAGGAGGAGGACGACGAAGAGGGAAAAUAUCAGGGAGUUUACAAGAAAAGUAACAACAAGAUGAAGAAGAAGAAGAAGAAGAAGUGCAUGCUGUGCAAUCUGCAGUCGUUCUUUUUGAAGAUGAGCGAGGGGACCGUGUCCAGUCGCAUCUGAGGUCUCAGCUGAAAUUUACAUCAAAGACUUGAAAAUUAAUAAAUCUUAUUUUUUACUUUCAUGUUUUCACAACUUUAACAUAUUCAAGUUCUGUUAUUGUGAAAAACUUCUCUUUCAGAGAUACGUGACCGUUAUUUGUUCGUACAUGCAGCUUAUUCGCCGCCAAACGUGAUCUGAUGUUUCCAGCUGGACCGUCCAGACACGUGAGGCUCUUUUCACCGAGAUUUAAAGGGUCAGUCCACUCAAAUCACAAAAAGACGUUACUUAUGCUGCCUGCAGACAUCUGAAAUCAUACCACUAAGAUCAUGAAAUCUUUGUCGUGAUUUGGGUGAACUGGCCAUUCAUCAGGUGGUUCUAACCCCUGAUCUCUGAGUCGGUGAACGCUGGUUUGUUGUUUUACACAUUUGUCAACCGAAAACUGACAGAGGUCCUCAUACAAGGCCCGACACCGAGUGGCAGUGAGAUUUGUUUUGACACUGUAAAUGUAGCAGAUCAAUUACAAUAAGAGACUUGAGUAAAUAUAUAGAUUUACAGGUUUCAGUGUACGUUUACACCCUUAAUUCACUCCACACAGCCAAAUCAGGGUUUUAAAGGGACACUUCACCCAAAAGUCACUUUCAUACAGUCGGUGUAAAAUUUUGCAUAACUCGCUUGUCUGGGUGUUUGCCAAGGCUUAAAGUUGGCGUGGCUGUUUGGACUGACAGACGUGCCAACAUGUGCAGCUGUCUGCGAGGCCUCACCUCGGCUAAUUGGAGUCGCUGAACUGGACCUCGAGACUAUAUUUGUGCUUUUAGAGCGUUUUUAAAGCAAUUAUCUGAUAAUAAUCUACUAAGUGGUAUCGGCCGUCCAACAAAAGUUUGUGCUUCAGUUUUUAUUUGCCUUUUACUCAAAUCUGCAUCGUUGAGUUGGAGCCACACUGUUUAUUGAUGCAGCGGCUCUUCUUCACACUGCACAGAGCAGAAGAGGAGGGGCAGGAUGUUAGAUAGAAGAACGUUAAUUUCCCCGCCCAAAAAAGUCCCGUACAGACUAGACACUGCCUCUGAAAUGCUCCUGUAUUCAAACCCGUACAAAGAAUAACACAUGAAACUCACCCGGUGUUUGUCUGGAGUAAUGAUACUGUAGCUAGCUGCUUGCUUUGCUUGGUACAUAAGUUCAUGUGAUUUGGGGUGAAUUGUUCCUUUAAACAAAUGUUUACAUAUUACAGUGGAAGUGUGUAAUCAUGACACAAUGUCAGAAAGUUUUAUUGUGUAAUUUUAAUAUACUUUCACGUUUUUUGUGACACAUUCUCGUGACUUUGAUGGUUUUGUCUCACUUGGACUUUGUCUGUGUUGCUGGGGCUGAAACUGGCCUCUGGCUACUGUGGUCAGUUUCAGUGCACUGCCACUGGCAAGCUUUUCACUAUGAAUUUAAAGCAUUUCACAGCACCUUUAAGUUACUACUGUGAAUAUCAGAAACCUCUUACUUCACACACACAGCACCAACGCAUGUCACUGACAAUAUCAGUAAACCAAACUGUCUGAUUUUAAUUUUCUGUAAGGAACAAUUCCACUUCCACUAAUGUGAAACUUCAGAUUUUUAUUCGUCUUUUUUGAAAGCACAGCAGAGGAAGUAAAAAAGUCUUACAGCGGCCUGUUUUGAAGUCGGAUGCUGGUUACUUGAGAGAGAGAAAGACACCUAACCUCGAAAUAUUUCUGUGUAUUUGCUCAAAAACGAACAAACCACGGCUGCGGCUGAUCUGCAACAGUGCGCAUCAGUGUGAGCGAGGAGCAGAGCGUUCCCGAGAAACAUUUUAAAUGCACGUUGGAUUUCUCCACCCUGGGUAAAUAAAGGUGAAGUCAAAUGAA